UUCCCGCCAUGGCGUUCCAUUCGCGCUUCCCUCUGUUGUCAGGCUUGGUCCUCCUCCUCUUUUGCGGUUGCCUUCUAGCCCAGGAACACUUCAUUGUCGGAGGUCAGAAUGCCGUUGAGGGCGAUGCCCCGUAUCAGGUGUCGCUGCAAACCCCCGUGGGCAGUCACCUGUGUGGUGGAGCCAUCAUUGCGGAUCGCUGGAUCCUCACCGCCGGUCACUGUGUCAGAGGUUAUCCCGCCAGCCGUCUCCAAGUGGCCACAGGGAGUCUGCGCUACGCGGAGCCCGGAGCCGUUUACUAUCCGGAUGCCAUCUAUCUGCACUGCAAUUACGACACUCCCAAAUAUCAGAACGACAUUGGGUUGCUGCACCUGAACGAGACCAUCGUCUUUGAUGCCCUCACGCAGGCAGUGCGUCUGCCUAGUUCCCCCCUUCCCCAGGGCACCGCAAAUCUUGUGUUCACCGGUUGGGGCGCCCAGUCGGCUUCGGGCAGUCUGCCCUCGCAGCUGCAGCGCGUCCAGCAGCAGCAUCUUGGCAGCCAGGUCUGCGCUUCUCUACUCAGUCCCUAUGAGGAUCUGGAGCUGGCUCCUGGCCACCUUUGCGCCUACCGACAGGCCAACAUAGGCGCCUGUCACGGGGACUCUGGCGGUCCGCUGGUCUAUGAUGGGACCCUGGUGGGCGUGCUCAACUUCUUUGUGCCGUGUGCCCAGGGCGUGCCGGAUCUAUUUAUGGAUGUCAUGUACUAUCGGGAUUGGAUGCGACAAACGAUGAGUGGCAAUGGCAAGUGUGCGCAGGUCAAUCAGCAGAUAAUAAUUGGUUAAAUAAAUACUGUUAAAAGCACUAAUAGAAAAAACGUUCUUAUAUAAGGAGGAAUCAUAUUAUUAUUAAAUCUAUUUAACUAUUUUAUAAUUAUAAACAUUUAAUGUAAAACAUUUAUCAAUAUAAAGGAAGCAAUUCAAUUAUAAAUAAAUAAAACGUUUUCAAAAGAAAACUUCAAAAUAAGUUUUCUGAAAAAUAAAA
Molecule: messenger RNA, 1017 nt
Organism: Drosophila kikkawai
Lineage: Eukaryota; Metazoa; Arthropoda; Insecta; Diptera; Drosophilidae
Product: chymotrypsin-2
Biological process (GO): proteolysis
Molecular function (GO): serine-type endopeptidase activity
Source: RefSeq, a predicted model, not a curated record